Molecule: messenger RNA, 1391 nt
Organism: Striga hermonthica
Lineage: Eukaryota; Viridiplantae; Streptophyta; Magnoliopsida; Lamiales; Orobanchaceae
Source: the annotation of a GenBank genome assembly
CCGCGGAGGUUCGCUUAGAGCGACCAGAAUCAAUGCAUGCGGCUAUGGAAGUGGCCCGACGCCGAGAAGAUCAUCUUGUGGCAACUCGAAGGGGACGGGCAGAUGCACGCUACCCCAAGACACGACGCGCACAACCGGAUGCAAGCGAUAUGGUUCCGAGCGGUCGACCACCUGACAACUCUCGACCGACUAAUAGCACACGACCGCCAGUCAAGCACUUGACGCUCGAGGAGAUAAGACGCCGACGGGAGAAAGGGCUAUGUUUUAAAUGCGAAGAAAGAUUUACGCCUGGUCAUCAAUACAAGCAGGCUUUUGUCAUCCACGUUAUAGACCCGAAUGAGGAAGAGCCCGAGGUUGAGAAGGAUUGGGAGCAAGAAGUCGAGGCUGGGGUUCCCAAAGAGGAGGCCAAAAUCUCGAUGCAUGCGAUGGCGGGUACAAGAGGACCGACGACGAUGCGGCUACCGGCGUUGGUCAAGGACCGUCGUGUAGUCGUGCUAGUAGACAACGGAUCAUCGCACAACUUCAUCAACGCCGAUCUAUCUCGAAAGUUGAAGUUUCCAACGAUGAAGGUCGAACCAUUUGAGGUCCGAGUAGCCAAUGGAGAACAGCUAAAGUGCUCGGAGGCUUACCGUGCGAUACCGAUCAAUUUUGAAAGAGUCACCAUCAAAGCCGAUCUCUAUGCGCUUGUUGGACCCGACGUUGUGUUAGGAGUACAAUGGCUCGAAGGCUUAGGAAAGGUGACCACCGACUACCAGAUGGGAAUAAUGGAGUUUGACUCAGGAGAGCACCGGGUCACGUUAAAAGCGAGCAAAGAUAGCAGAGCCAAGGAGUUUGGUCUCAAGAGUAUUGAGCGGGUUUGGCAUGGGGACGGUCAGAUUUUUACCGUCGAGGAAGUAGGCGCAUACGUGAGCAUGGUCGAGCAUGUCUCGACGGAAUAUGAUGGCCCACCUAUCUUCGACGUGUACUCCGAGGAUGAACUCAUGGACGACGAAGUAGUCGAGGAAGCUGCGAUCAAGGAAACUGAGGUCGAAGGCAAGGUGCCCAAGAUUUGGACGAUCGAGCAGCAACAGUCCAAGAUACGCGAGUUGGUUAGAGCAUCCGACCACGUACUAGGCAAGUCCGACAAAGAAGGCUGGGACGAUGCACAGUGUAAGGAGCCUAUCCUUCUGUUCGAAUUCUCAAAAUAUUUUGAGGACCCAAAGGUCGACGAGUACGAGAAUGAGUCAAUGGAUAAUGAAGGAACGCCUAUUUUCGAUGUAUACCCCGACGAGCACUUUGUCGAUGGGGAAGGAAUUUUGGUCGAAGUCAAGAAGAAGAUAUCGGACGUGAUCGAAAAAGACUGCAGUGAAGAGAUGCAUGAUGUAAACGAGGUAAUGACGCCCCAAUUAAUG